Messenger RNA from Manis pentadactyla (Chinese pangolin), 1853 nucleotides. It is a transcript of the gene THAP11, whose product is annotated as THAP domain containing 11. The coding region runs from base 250 to 1137 and encodes 295 amino acids. Gene Ontology annotation, biological process: regulation of transcription by RNA polymerase II. Gene Ontology annotation, molecular function: RNA polymerase II cis-regulatory region sequence-specific DNA binding. The transcript has a single exon. NCBI's taxonomy places the organism in Eukaryota, Metazoa, Chordata, Mammalia, Pholidota, Manidae. The record is from RefSeq and is a predicted model, not a curated record. Gene Ontology annotation, cellular component: nucleoplasm.
UCGCGACGUCCCCGGGGCCGACUACGGAGCGCAGGCGAGCAGCCGGGCGGGUGGCGCGGCGCGGGCCCGCGGAAAGCGUAUUCUGGGCACGGGGCGCCGGGCCAGGCCGGCCGCGCCAGGCGGCAGUAGUGGGAGGCAGCCCAAGGCCUCGCGCGGCGCCGCCCGUCGAGGGGCGGGCGGCGGCAGACCGACCGGGCCGUCGAAGGGCUCAGGAGGACGGUGGGCCGGGUCGGGCCGCGCGGCGCAGCCAUGCCUGGCUUUACGUGUUGCGUACCGGGCUGCUACAACAACUCGCACCGGGACAAGGCGCUUCACUUCUACACGUUUCCCAAGGACGCUGAGCUGCGGCGCCUCUGGCUUAAGAACGUGUCCCGUGCGGGCGUCAGUGGGUGCUUCUCCACCUUCCAGCCCACCACGGGCCACCGUCUCUGCAGCGUCCACUUCCAGGGCGGCCGCAAGACCUACACCGUGCGCGUCCCCACCAUCUUCCCGCUGCGUGGCGUCAAUGAGCGCAAAGUAGCGCGCAGACCCGCGGCCGCCGCAGCCGCAGCCGCACGCCGCAGGCAGCAGCAACAACAGCCGCCGCCGCCGCCGCCGCCUGUCUCCACUGCCCAGACCGCCCAGCUGCAGCCAAACCUGGUGUCUGCCUCCGCGGCUGUGCUCCUUACCCUUCAGGCCGCUGUAGACAGCAGCCAGGCUCCGGGAUCCGUGCCGCCGGCGCCCAACACUGCCACCGGCGAAGACGUGAAGCCCAUUGACCUGACUGUGCAAGUGGAGUUCGCGGCCGCAGAGGGCGCAGCAGCUGCCGCCGCCGCGUCAGAGCUGGAGGCUGCAACCGCGGGGCUGGAGGCUGCCGAGUGCCCCAUGGGCCCCCAGUUGGUGGUAGUGGGAGAAGAGGGUUUCCCUGAUACUGGCUCCGACCACUCGUACUCGUUGUCGUCAGGCACCACGGAGGAGGAGCUCCUGCGCAAGCUGAACGAACAGCGGGACAUCCUGGCGCUGAUGGAGGUGAAGAUGAAGGAGAUGAAGGGCAGCAUCCGCCACCUGCGUCUCACCGAGGCCAAGCUACGUGAAGAACUACGCGAGAAGGAUCGGCUGCUGGCCAUGGCUGUCAUCCGCAAGAAACACGGAAUGUGAACGGGUUCCCCUGCGGCCUGUGGGACUCCCUGAAACCUGCCAGCCUAGGGGGAUCAUAGGGCGCAACUGUUAAACUACCCCGUACUCUUGGGGCACUCGUUGAUAGUACUGAGGCUUACAGCAGCUGGACUCUCUUGCUGGUGACCUGGCACCCUCUCUUGUUUUCUCCUGAAGUCUGGGACCUCAGACUCUGCACUGGUGACACCAGCAAUUAUGACUUUGUUAACCCUCCCACUCCCAACUCACCCCCACUUUAUGUUGCAGGUUCUGGCUAAGCAGAGGCUCCAGAACUACUGAACUUGAAACUUACCCCACCACACACCCGAAGGAUGCAGGUGGGAUGCCCAAGGACUAUGGGUUUGGGAAGAUACCACCUUAAGGUUGGCCAGCAGUCAGAGACAACUCUUCUGCAUAUAGUAAUAAGAGAUCCAAGUAACAUCAGUUCUUCUUUUCGUGCUUUUCCUUCCCACGUGCAGCCUGUGAGUCUGAUGGGGACUCUGGCAGAUCUGUGCCUCUGCCUACUAGGACUUUCCUCCCCAGGAGGCCAUCUGCAGGGGGAUCUAGGUGACCUGCUGAUGGAGAUCCAGCUUGCCAGGGACUUAGGUUUAUCCUGUUAAGUUUGCUACUGGUUACAAAUUCUAUUUUCUGUACAAUUAGACUAAAGUUUUCACUGUGUUUGUUUGGCAAAACAAAUUAAACAGAAAGUAAGGUUUUAA